Messenger RNA from Laetiporus sulphureus 93-53, 390 nucleotides. RefSeq lists its product as uncharacterized. The transcript has a single exon. NCBI's taxonomy places the organism in Eukaryota, Fungi, Basidiomycota, Agaricomycetes, Polyporales, Laetiporaceae. The annotation marks the transcript as partial. The record is from RefSeq and is a predicted model, not a curated record.
UGGCAUAUCUUCACAGAUCUACAUCGACUUCGACUCCAUACAGAAUCUACUAUCUCUCUGGCAGAGUCCAUGCUCAAACAUCUUGCACACAUGCUGAGGCAAUUCAAAAAGACCACCUGCACAGCAUUCGCCGCAGUGGAGUUGGUUAAAGAAGCUCAAGCCCAUGCAUGUCAUCAGGCUGAUGCACUCUCUGCAGCCACUUUGUCACAUAGCAGUCAAUGUCUGGCAUCAACAUCAGCACUUACCAUGCAGAGCCAUGAUGCUUCUGUCAAGAGGACUAAGGAGUCCAAUCUCAAUAUGUACAAAUUGCAUUCACUUCCUGACUAUGUCAAAACAAUUCGCACAAUUGGAACAACUGAUUCCUAUACCACAUGCAUCAUAAGAGUUUGA